Messenger RNA from Penicillium crustosum, 150 nucleotides. RefSeq lists its product as uncharacterized. Lineage: Eukaryota; Fungi; Ascomycota; Eurotiomycetes; Eurotiales; Aspergillaceae. The coding region runs from base 1 to 150 and encodes 49 amino acids. The record is from RefSeq and is a predicted model, not a curated record. The transcript has a single exon.
AUGGAAAUCAUCCGAGCUCACAUCCUCGACCUUAUGUCCGAAGUACCGCCAUCACGUACCAGUCCAUGUACAGUCAUGGGGCACUUGGGAACAUCUCCGCACUUGUGCGCAGCACUUUCCACAGAACCACACAUCGAUAUUGCCUCUUGA